This is a messenger RNA of Penaeus vannamei (Pacific white shrimp), 1910 nucleotides long. The record is from RefSeq and is a predicted model, not a curated record. Lineage: Eukaryota; Metazoa; Arthropoda; Malacostraca; Decapoda; Penaeidae.
UAAUGUGCGUUCAGUUUCAGCCUCAGUCGAGUGGCUGUGAUAUCAGCAGUGAGGUUCUGCGGGCGGAAGGGACACGGAAUUUGUCCUCAGAACGGGAGAGUCUGACAACUUUACGUGCAAAGGGGGGUAGUUUAAAUACCAUGAAGUCGCUGCUCUUGUCAGCGUUGGUGGCUUCGGCGCUCGUGUUGGUGGCGGGAGGCAAUGCUUGCGAUACGUAUUUCACCAACCCCAACAUGACCUGCAUCAAGGCUUACGAAUGCGGACCUGGUGGAAGCUCUAUCACCAUCUAUGAGGACUGUCCCCCAGGAACCGAACUUUUAACUGCUAUAGAUACAAACCCAUCUUGUAACUGCGAUCGCUUGACUGACUGUGGAAAAAGUGUUCGACUGAAAACACAGCUGGACGCCGAGAAGGACAAUACCUUCACAAUCAACUGCUAUCUUUUCAGUGAAUCAUAUAUAACAGAGUUCCCUGUAGAGAACGUGAAUGAAUUCUUUCCUCAAGUUCAGGAUCGAGGCCCAAUUUUUGACAUCAGGGUUCCCGAGGGAGGCGGUCAAGAAGUCAUCGCCACCUUCAGUUAUCAGGACGAAGACUACAAGGAAACCCAAUCGCUAACUUGUGAACUGAGAAGCGGUGACAUUGACAAUUUAUUUGAAGUAAUCUCAGACUACGAGAACGAAAUGAUGAGUUUCUCUCUCGGAACCAAAAAUUCGCUUGAUUUCGAGAAGAUGAUGUAUUACAGACUCGAGUACGAUAUUAAGAGCACAGACAGCCGUGGAGACAUCCUGGUGGCGAAUCAGACGAUCCUCGUGUUCGUGGACGACAUCGGCGACAACCCGCCCUACUGGAUCAAGACGCAGCCGUCGGUCUCGCUCGAGGAAUGCGACGCUGGUGUGUCCGUUGUCCAAGUGGAGGCUAGUGACAGAGAUGUCGAGAUCAAUAAUGCUAUAAGAUACAGCAUUACGGAUGGAAACGAUGAAGGGUUCUUCACCAUUGAUGACACCGGUGAGGUCAAGACUGCGAAGAAGAUCGACCGCGAGGCGUUGGCCACCACGACCUUCGCCCUCACCGUCACGGCGACGGAGCACAACGCCGACGGCAGCGUGGCGGACGAGCCCAAUUCGAGCACGCAGGCAACGAACGUAUACAUUGUGGAUGUGAAUGACAACGUGCCCACUUUUAACGAACCCGAGUACUACGCUGAGAUCGACGAACUGAAUGAAAACGAAGAUGUUUUUCUCAACAUUGACCUUUUUGUAACCGAUAUGGACGAGGGACAGCAUGGAACCUUCACCCUGACUUCAGAUAAACCAGAGGACUUAGUGGUAUCUCCAAGCCAAGGGAUGGGGAAUGAGACACUGUCCCUCAAAGCGAAGUGGCGUGAUGGUACGCUAUUCGAUUACGAGAAGACACAAGAUAAUCUCACGUUUACGCUAACGGCAACUGAAGUAAGUGACCCAUCCCACGUCGGCACAGCCACCCUCGUCGUCAUGAUCAAUGACGUGAAUGACAAUAGACCAGUUUUCUCGGAACCUGUGUACAACGUCAACGUAAAUGAAACGGAGCCAGAGGGCUUCCAUGUGACCACCGUGAAGGCAACGGACAGCGACAUAUCACCGGACUUCGGCACAGACAGUAUCAGAUAUUCAUCGACGGGUGAAAAGGAUCGGGAGAGCUCGUCGUGUGUAAUACCGCAGAUGGUCGUAUGGGAGGGCUGCAAUUCCAACGAAAAACCAAACUCCUUUAAGGUAUCAAUGGAUACUACACUACAUGAUGAACCGUUAUCCAAGAAAAAGUAUGCACGACGAUUAUUCAAUGUAGAGGGGAGGAGAGGAGGCUGGCUUUCGUCGUUGGGAAUGCAUGAUGUUGAUAUAUGGCGUAUGGGAUCUAUUACGUCUGAUGCCAACUGA